UUCCUUUUUUUGUUUUGUUAUUUUACGUGACAUUUUGGCGAUCCUGCCAGGAUAGUGAAAAGUGUUUGUUCGGAAACCAAAAGACAUUCAUCAUCUACGGAAGAUCGAAUUAUUUGGGACUACGGUCAUCCGCAACAACAAAGUAACUAUCACGAACCAAGUGAAGUAACAAUAAAAGGCAAACGAAUCUCAAACUUCAACCUCAACUGACCCAAUGUUGCGAGCAAUAUGGGACAGUAUUCAAAAACAGAACGAGAACAUUGCCCUUUUACGAGAGGAAAUGUUACGUUUGUCUAUGCAAAAUGACGAAGAGAACAGACACAGGGCAGCAGAAAUCGAGAAUCUCGGGAAAACCGUCGCAGCGCUACGGACUGGGUUCGGAUCCCCUGCGACCGAUGAAUUUGCUUCCAUUAUCACCGAAGACAAUGAAAGUGCGUCGACAGCAAUCAAUCGUACUGUGAAUAUGGCAAAAGCACGCAAACUGUCAGGGUUAGCAGCUUCAGACACCCCACCUGUCCACCUCGACAGCGAACAACCCGAGGUGGAAGAAAGAGGCUAUUUUUCGCCCGCUCCUCCCACUCUACGAGCUAAGGAUGCAAUACGCUACAUCCCAACGCUCAACGGAGAUGAUGAUGUAGGAGUUGAAGACUUCAUCAAAGAAGUGAGAAGUAUGAAGGAUCGCUGUAUGGAGCAAGAUCUAUUGCUAAAAGCAAUAAAAGUGGAAAAAAUCGUGGGGAAAGCAGCCCAAAGUAUUCGCAACAUUCCUAUUGAGUGUUACAGUGAUCUGUACGACGCACUGAGAAAUAACUUAGCAGCACAAGUGACUUCGGAUGAGUACCAAGAACAAUUACGAGAGUUGAGACAGGGACGCGAGGAAUCAGUGCAAAGUUUUAAUAUUCGGUUUAGAAGAAUACUCAACGGUUUGCUGUACGCAGUAACCAAUGAGUACCCACAACCACUAACACGUAAAAUUAUGACUGAAGAAAUCACGAAGAAGACUGUUCGUGUGUACCUAAAGGGACUCAGACGCGACAUAGGGCGAAUACUAUUAAGCAGUGAACCCUUGAAUCUUCCGGAAGCUGAAAAAAAGGCAGCCGAUGUAGAACGCUACUUGCGAGAAGAACGACAACCUAAUUGGUCAUGUAAUCGCUUACCUUCGGUUAGUAAUCGCCCCGACAACCAGCAUAUGCAGAAAAUAGAUCACCUGCUGAACGCGCGCAGAUGAAGUGCUUCAAGUGCGGAAAGCUGGGACACAUUGCCAACAAGUGUCAAAAUUUUCUACCACCGAGCCAGCGCGAUCGACCACCCGCAAGGAUUCCAGGCAGUCCAGGAAUGGGACGAAAUACAAGAAACAACAUCGAACCAGGAGAUGGACGAACCGUACGAGACAUACGAGUCAACAUCGCCACGGGAAGAUUACUCGCAAUACCUUUGUCAACCCGAACCGAAGAGCGAGUAUUUCUGGUCGACACAGGAGCAGGGAUAAACCUGAACUGAUGGCGAACUCAUCAAUCAUUCUCUGAACGACGGACGGAAGAACAUGAAUAGCAAUCCGCACAGAGGAACUGUAAAGUAUUGGUACGCCACCCACGAAACCAAGUACUGAUGCUAUCUAC
This is a messenger RNA of Bombus huntii, 1616 nucleotides long. RefSeq lists its product as uncharacterized. NCBI's taxonomy places the organism in Eukaryota, Metazoa, Arthropoda, Insecta, Hymenoptera, Apidae. The transcript has 3 exons. The record is from RefSeq and is a predicted model, not a curated record. Bases 215 to 1225 code for a protein of 336 amino acids.